CAAAUCGUGUCGGAACAUUUCAAAACUCAUUAUUUUUUGUAAAGUAUAUAACAGCAGUUAAAGUUUUCUGUCGUGAAUUUAAAUUAAUUAAAAAGUUCUGUUUGUCUAUGAAGAAGCACAAGUACACUGCUAGUUAAAUAUUGAACCAAAAUCUUAAGCAUGUCAGAAAAACCUGCGCUAAUUAAAAAAGAAAGCGUGGUGAAGCUACAGAAGGUCUUGGGCUUGUGGAAAUCUAAAAAUGGUCUGUCUCAGCUUAUAGAGCGUAAAGCAGUCAGCAAAAAAUCGACCGAAGAACCAUCAAUAAUGUUACUUGGGCGAAAAAUCUCGAAAAAACUUAUUGUACCAAACUCGGUAGAAGAUAUAACGAUCACCGCACAACGACUAUGUGAGGAGUACAUCGAGGCAAGACUGGCUCGAUCUGGAAUAAAAGAAUAUGAAAAUCACAGUAGUACCCAACCGGAAGAGUAUUCGAAUGUGCUUCAGAAUAUUGGACAAAUAUUAGAAAUGAAGUAUCCGAAGUUAUAUACAAAAAUAUCCAGCCAUUUAAAACUUACUUACGAUAGCGAAAUAGUUGUUUGGGAUUCGUUUAACAAAUUUGCGACAAACUUAUUUUCCGAAGGGAUUACGUGGGCUAAAAUCAUUGCAUUGUAUGCAUUCACAGGUGGUAUGGCCCUGGACUGCAUAACACACGGGAAAAACGAAAUGCCAGGAAGAAUAGUGUAUUGGCUUGGUGUGUUUGUCAUGAAAAAACUUGCCACGUGGAUACAAGAAAGUGGAGGCUGGGGCUCCAUCGUAGAACAUUUUAACACAGAUCAAGUUGGUCCGGCUUUUUAUGAAAAUGAGGAGGAGAGUGAUAACGAAUUAGACACAAAAGAAAAAGUUUGCGCGUUUAUAAAAACCACCUACGAACGUCAUGACAACAGAAUAAAAAUAAUCGGAAUAAUUCUACUAAGCAUUCUUUUCCUUUAUGUGUUCAAUAAGUUUAUGGUAAAGUAGUCAGAGCAUGUGAUGGAAUACAAUGUUCAAAGGGUCGCGCCGUCGAAUAUUCCGUCGACUUCAUUCCCUCACGAGAGAAGAAAUUGUUUACAUAUGAUAACAAAGGAAUGGAAAGCAGACUAAGUUACUUGGUUUAACAUGACAGCGCUAUAUAAUAAACCUCGUUCCCAGGGCAUUUUGACUUGUGGGUAAUGACGGCUCAGAGGCCACAAGACUCUGGAGACGAGGUUGCUAUAUAAUACCAACAUUUCACAAUAUAUAGAUUUUGAAACAAAAUUCUGCAUCUCGAUGUAAAGCUCGUACUUUACCGUAUUUUAAAAGUAGAAAGAGUCUUUGCGAAAAGUAUUUGAUUAGAAAAAUAUAUAUGGAUCAUAAGAAUUGUAGAUGGGAAGGACAAUCUUUUGCAGCCUAAAACACAUUUCGUCAUGUUGUUAACUGUACUCUCGUUACCACAAGGACGUAAAUACAUGUCGAAUUUUUGAUGCGCGAAAUAAUUUGUAACAAUUUAUGCCGAGGUGAAAAUGUAUCGAAGGGCAUGAAAUGCCUUUGUCCGAAAGAUGAAGAUGACAGUGUUCCACUUUUACCCAUAAUAUAUAACCAUGAAUAGUAUAUGUAUGAUAUAAUGUAGGUAGCUAAGUAUUACAAGUAAUAAAGGUGUAAUGUGUCAGGGACGUAUUUAGAAAAUGUACACUAGUGUAUUUGCACCAGUAAAACUUUUACCCAAAAACUUUACGUGUGUA
This is a messenger RNA of Hydractinia symbiolongicarpus, 1736 nucleotides long. Its product is annotated as bcl-2-related ovarian killer protein-like. Bases 160 to 996 code for a protein of 278 amino acids. The transcript is spliced from 2 exons. Gene Ontology annotation, biological process: extrinsic apoptotic signaling pathway in absence of ligand; intrinsic apoptotic signaling pathway in response to DNA damage; regulation of apoptotic process. The record is from RefSeq and is a predicted model, not a curated record. Gene Ontology annotation, cellular component: mitochondrial outer membrane. Gene Ontology annotation, molecular function: protein homodimerization activity; protein heterodimerization activity. NCBI's taxonomy places the organism in Eukaryota, Metazoa, Cnidaria, Hydrozoa, Anthoathecata, Hydractiniidae.